This is a messenger RNA of Drosophila bipectinata, 2427 nucleotides long. RefSeq lists its product as uncharacterized. NCBI's taxonomy places the organism in Eukaryota, Metazoa, Arthropoda, Insecta, Diptera, Drosophilidae. The record is from RefSeq and is a predicted model, not a curated record.
AUGUCCGCGUCUUGCCACAAAAAAAAGCCGCAGCAUCACCAUGCCGCACCAACAGCAUCACGUCCCCCCCGAUGCCAGCUGCCACAUCCCCUCUUGCAAUACCGGCUGCAAUGGGGCAUCUGUCUAGUGCUAGCCAUCCUGACCCUGAGCAGUGCCGUCUCUGUGACCUCUGGCACUUCGGGCCACAACCGGCGUCGGGCUGGCGGAGCCAGUGCAGCUUCCCUGGAGGACACCAGCGAUAAAUCCGUUCCUGAUCAACUGGCCCUAGCUGCCAGUCGACGAGCAUCCGAUGAUAACAGGCCCUACUCCAGGAGGGGAUCCGUACUUCAAAGCAGAACCAAAGAAGCUCCCAACAAAGAUUUCAACUACGGCCAUGUGGAGCUGAAUCUCGUGAGACCGGAGCAUGAGUCGCAUCCGAAACUGAUCUUAAGCACAACGACGGCAGCCUCGGGUUCUGGAGGAUCUGCAGGUCCUGUCAACCUGGAGGACUCUCAGUCGGCGGCGGAGUACGUGGCCAAUGCCAUCAAGCUGGCCUACAAGCAGCCACCGGUUCCGGUGAAGAGUCCUGCGCCAAAUCACCUCCAAGCACCAAAGGACCUGCCCUCGUCCUCCACCCAAAGGAGCUACAACGAACACAGGGAGAGAGAGCGGGAAAUCCUAGAACACCAGGCUCUGAUCCUGGGAGGAGCUCCUGCCUCUGCUGCUGCAUCAUCCUCGUCCCCGGGUUCACCUCAUUCCUCGCCACCCUCACCCGCCCUGGCACCGGCUCCCGUCUACGAAAAGGAUCCUGUGACUCGGAGCUACGAGCUAUAUGAGGCUUCCACCGAAGGCGACGUACAUAUACCCGUUCAGGAGGACAUCGAACGGCACUAUCGUCCCAAGUACAACAGCUACAACUACCAGCCCUACCAACCGCCCACGAUCUACCGCAACCUGGAGGCCGAGGCCGAAGAAAAGGUACGAGUUUCCGCCUCCACAGAGAUCCCCAAGUCGGAAAUAAUGAAACAGAUCGAGAAGUCGGUGAUCAAGUAUAUGAAAGAGCUGGAGGCGGAGGGUAAAAUAAUCAGUACACCCCAAGAACCGGCCACACCACCGCCGCCACCACCACCACCGCCCUCGCCAGUUCAGCAAAUAACCAAGACCUAUUACAAAACGCAAUCGAAUGGGAUAUCCAAUGGGAUUUCAGGUGGAAUUUCUGGGGGAAUCUCUGAAGAAAAGCGCUAUAGCAGCAGUACAGUGAGACCCAAGUACACAGCACCACCGCCCCAGAAACAACAGCAAUCACAGACCCAUCAUCAACAUCAGCAUCAACAUCAACAUCAGCAGGUCUAUCACCAGCCCCAGCAUCAUCAUCAGACAGUACAUCAUCAGAAUGUGGGUAUUACUGCGAAGUUGAGGAACUCCCCAUCAGUUUCCAGCCAGAAGCCCCUGCAACAUUUUCAAUCGGAAACGGAAACCGCCUAUCAGGCUCCAGAUCUUCCAGUCGAUGAACUAUCACCCAAUGUGGAAUUCAUCUAUAAAAUCAAGACGAGAGCUCCGCUGCAAACGGCUACAGUGAAAACAGUCUCCAAGCCCUAUACUUUGCCACUAAAAAGUGCCGAGCACUUUGAUCAUGGAGCGGCCCUCAAGAAUAUCGAAGAAUUCGAUCUAUCGCAUGUGGUGCCCACUCCCGAAAGAGUAGAAAGAGAAAGGGAGAGGGAGAGGGAAAGGGAACGAGAUUCUCGAGAGGAUCAGAAGCCCCACAAGCUGUACUUCAAUUCAGAAAUCUAUCAUGACAUCAACUCACUGCCCUACAAAAGCAAAGAGGCGGCUCUGCAGGAAUAUCGUCACAAGUUGAAGAAUUCCAACGAAAAUCUUCAUCCGGACUAUAAGGGCUAUUCCGGAUACUUUGCCGAACCGGAAGUCGAGGAAGUGGAUCCCAAUGAAUCGAAACUAAUCCUAAAUGAGGAGGGUUAUCCCUAUCAUUACCUUUUGAAAAAGGAACCUCUAGAGGAUCAUGAUCCUUGGCUGGAACAGCAACAACAACAACAGCAACCGUUGCGUCUAAACCACGCCCACACGCACAACCAUGCCGCCCACCAUGGCCAGCAUCAUGGCCACGGCCACACCCACUCACACGCCCACAAACAUGGCGGCAGUAGUCUGGAAUACGAUAGCUAUAGUCCAAAGUUUAAUAAUAAUCCAGAGGGAUAUGGAUACCAACACACCUAUAAGCUAAGGCCAGGACAAUCGGGUCAAGGAGGCGGAGGCGGAGGAGGAGGAGGUGGAGGUUCUAGUGUGGCCGUGGCCACUGCUGUGGUGGGUGGGAAGCGGGGUAAGCGCGGCGGUGGCGUUCAUCCCCGUCAGGAGGCUAUCAAGAAGCAGCUGCGAGGAUCGGAGGUCAAGGAUCUGGAAGCCAGCUUGGCCCUGAGACCGCCACCCAAAUAG